Molecule: messenger RNA, 5518 nt
Organism: Oncorhynchus nerka (sockeye salmon)
Lineage: Eukaryota; Metazoa; Chordata; Actinopteri; Salmoniformes; Salmonidae
Gene: obsl1a
Product: obscurin like cytoskeletal adaptor 1a
Molecular function (GO): protein binding
Source: RefSeq, a predicted model, not a curated record
GCAGCUCCAGCGGUGCGGUUCAGGCGGUCUCUGCAAGACGUGGAGGUGAGAGAGAGAGGCAUGGCCGUGUUGGAGUGUGAGGUACCUAAUGAGGGCAUCCCUACUGCCUGGUACCUGGAGGACCAGAGACUGCAGGCAGGGGAUAAAUACGGCAUAGAGCAGAACGGAGCCAGGCGCAGGCUCACUAUCCGAGAUGUAGGAGCGGACGACGAUGGGGUCUAUCUCUGUGAGAUGCCUGAUGGAGGGAAGAGUAUCGCUGAGCUGGCCGUCAAAGGCACAAUUGUUAAAAAACUUCCUCGAAAACUAGAUGUGUUGGAGGGGGAGAAUGCUGUGUUCUGUGUGGAGGUAGAGGAGGAGAACAUGGAUGUCCACUGGUUCAAAGAUGGCCUGAAGCUACGCGAGAGCCACCAGACUAUCCUCAAGUCCUUUGGUAAAACCCACAUGCUGGUGUUCGUCAACGUCUGCCACGGGGACACUGGGGUCGUGACCUUCGUUGUGGGAAGAUCCAAGACCUCGUCCCGGCUCAGAGUCAAAGCUGCCAGACACAGCCCUCCCAUCUGUCCAGUGGGGGUGGAGAUGGAUGUGGACAGGCCCAACAGCGUGCUCCUCUCCUGGGAGCCGGCCCCCACCAGCCAAACCACCACCCGCUCUGUCUAUGUCCUGGAGAGACAGGAAGUGGGAUCACAGGAGUGGCUGAGGUGUGCGACCUCCGACACGGCGACCUCCGCAGAGGUCAUGGGCGACAGCGUGCCGUGCGAGGGCGAUUACCGCUUCCGUGUCUGCUGCAUCAAUAAGUAUGGCCGUAGUGGACACGUGGAGUUCCCUAAAGUCAUCCAUCUUGUGCCAGGUCCCAAGAUCAGGACCCCUCUCCAGGGCUGUGAGGUGACGGAGGGGGAGGACGCCCUGUUCUCCAUCGAUCUGUCAGUGAUGGUGACGGGCACCUGGUUCCUGAACAGCACCCAGCUACAGGAUAGCCAACACUACUCUAUCCAACAGGCCAAGACACAGCACUCCCUGGUAAUCCACAGCACCAAGGUGGAAGACCACGAGGCAGAGGUCACCUUCAUCGCCAACGGAGUCAGAGACUCAGCGGUUCUCAAGGUUCAAGCUGCGGUGGUGAAGUUCAGCCCAAUGUCAGAGUCAGACAGUAACAAGAGGGUGGAGACUGGUGACCCUGUGGUCCUGUACUGUGAGGUGUCCCACCCCUCAGCCAGCGUGGGCUGGUUCAAGGAUGGGGUGGAGCUACAGGUGACAGAUGGCCUCAACAUCCAAUCAGAAGGCAACAUGAGGAGGAUCGUUAUCCCGGCUGAGUUCACCGACUCUGGCGUGUACACAUGCGAGACGAUGGGUGAUGUCAUCAAAUUCAACGUGGAGGUUGAAGGUCCCCCUGUGCAGUUCAGUGAGGUCCCUGAGGAGGAGCUCCAGAAGUCUGCCAUGGAGCUGGAUCCUGUGGUGCUCACCUGUGAGGUUUCCAGAGAGGACGCCAACGUUACCUGGUAUAAGGAUGGGGUUGAGGUCCAGGCCAGUGAUAACAUGACCAUACAAACAGAGGGCACCAUGAGGAGACUGAUCAUCCGUUGUGCUGAGACCUCAGACGCAGGAACCUACAGCUGUCAGUCAGGAGACAACAGCCUCUCAUUCACUGUCAACAUCAAAGAGCCUCCAGUGAUGAUCGUGGAGCCCAAGGAGGACGUGGUUAUGGAGGGUCAUAUCUCUGAGCAGGUGGUCCUGCAGUGUGAGCUGUCCCGUUCCAGCGGUGAGGUCCACUGGUUUAAGGACGGCCUUCAGGUCCUGGAGACGGAGAACGUCCAGCUGACGUCCGAGGGACCGUACAGGAGGCUGACCGUCCUCUGCGGCUCGGCAGAAGAUUCCGGAGAGUACGUCUGCGACACGGAUGGAGACUCUGUGUUCUUCCAGGUCACCAUCACAGAGCUUCCGGUGCGAAUCGUCUCCCCCACUGAGUCUGAGCUGGAGCUGACCAGCCUGACCUCUGAGAGGCUGGAGCUCAGCUGCGAGAUGUCCCAGCCUGAUGCCCAGGUACGCUGGUACCGAGAUGGGCUGGAGGUGGAGGAGAGUGCCUCUCUCAUCCUGGAGGUCCAGGGAGCCCACAGGACACUGGUCAUCCCCGCGACCACUGUGGAGGACACAGGAGAGUAUGUGUGUGACACAGAGGAUGACUCGGUCACAUGGCUGGUCACUAUUACAGAGCCUCCUGUGAAGCUGGCCCGCUCUGAAACAAUGUCUGAGGUAAUGGACUGUUUCUCUGGAGAACCCAUCGUCCUGGAGAUCGAGGUGUCACGGUUCAACGCUGAGGUGAUCUGGAUGAAGGAUGGAGGAGAGGUGGAGGAGAGCAGUGAUGUCACCAUCACUGAGGAUGGACUCAUCCGCCGCCUCACCAUCCGCACGCCCGCCCCGGGGGACUCUGGGAAAUACACCUGUCUUGCCUCAGAUGACCUCAUCGACUUCCAGGUCAAGGUGUCAGAGCCCCCAGUGAAGAUUGUGAAUAGGUCAGAAGUCAAGACAGAGGUCAAGUCCCUGCCCUCUGAUGACAUUGAGUUGGAGUGUGAACUCUCCAGGGCCAAUGCUGUCGCUAAGUGGUACAAAGAUGGCCGCCGGUUAAACGAGGACGAGAGGUUCUAUGAGGAGGAAGAAGGGGCGUUCCGCUCCCUGGUGAUCCUUAACGCUGAGCUGGAAGAUUGCGGAGACUUUCUUGAUGCCGGAGAUGAAAACAUCACCUUCCAUGUCACUGUGCAAGAGCCUCCAGUGACCAUCCUGGGGAACUCUGAGGACACAGACCAACAGGAGAUGGUUGCCGGGGAUGACCUGAUCCUGGCCUGUGAGGUGUCCCGGGCCAAUGCCCCUGUCCAGUGGUACUGUAACGACAGACAGCUGACUAGCGAUGACCGGACCUACAUCGAGAGCUACGGCACGCUGAGGAAACUCAUCCUCUCUGACAUCCUGCCCUCCGACUCUGGGAAGUACAUGUGUGAUGCUAUCGAUGACAAGAUGGUCACCAUGGUGAAGAUCCAAGACUCCCCCGUCACCUUCGUAGACAAACAGGCAGUGAACAUCAUCACGGGUUAUGAGGCAGAGAGCGUGACGCUGAUGGGGGUCGUGUCUAAGGAGAACGCUCCGGUUCGCUGGCUCAAGGACUGGACGCCCGUCAUAGGGGACCGCUUCCACACGGGGGUCGACGGAGCCAACCGGUUCCUCACCAUUGACCCGCUGAGACGGUCGGACAGCGGAGAGUACACAGUAGACGCCAACACAGACGAGAUGCAUUUCAGUCUGCUAGUCAAAGAGAUGAGGGUGAAGUUUGCCAGACCGCUCCACGACACCGUGGCCCAUGCGGACGGCAUGGUGACCAUACGCUGUGAGGUGUGUAAGCCCAAGGCGGACGUCCAGUGGUUGAAGGACGGCGUGGAGAUCGUCCCCAGCCGGAGGUUCACCAUCCGGGCCGACGGCGUGGAACGCAGCCUGACCAUCCACAGGCUGACCAGGGAGGACACGGGGGAGUACGCCUGCGAGUCCAAGGAUGACCGCACCGCCGCCAGGCUCAGUGUCGAGAUGCCCCGCGUGGUAGAGUUCUUGACAGAGCUCCACAACACCAUGGUGUUAGAGGGAGAGGACGCCACCUUCAAGUGCGUGGUGUCGCCAGAGGACGUGCAGCUGGUGUGGGGGAUGGACGGCGAGCUCGUCGUCAUGGGUGACCGUUUCCAGGCAACGCAGAACGGCCUGUGUCACACCCUGGUGAUCAAGAGCUGUCAGAUCCUGGACUCCUGUAAGAUCACAGUGGAGGCUGAGGGGAAUGUGUCUAAGGCCACCCUCAAAGUACAGGAAGCUCAGGUGACCUUCACUAAGAAGAUGGAGGCGGUGAUGGCCGAGGAGUACGGAGACGCUACCAUGGAAACAGAGGUCAGUCUGGACACGGGCGAGGUCCAGUGGAUGAGGCAGGGUGUGGUCAUCCAGCCAGGACCCCGACACACCCUGGUUCAGAGCGGACGCAAACGCAGCCUGACCAUCUGCAACCUCAACCUCUCUGACCGCGGAACCUACCGCUGUGAAACCCUGCACGACCGCACGCAGGUCAAACUCAACGUGGAGCCCCGUAAGAUCGCCAUCCGUAAGGGUCUGGCGGAGACGGACACGUUUGAGCGGGAGACGGCCUCCUUCGAGGUGGAGCUGUCUCACACUGGCGUGGAGGGCUUCUGGCAGAAGGACGGCAUCCGGGUCAAACCCAGCAACCACUGGCGGGUGAGCUGCAACGGGCUGGUCCACGGCCUCACCCUGUCCAACCUUACCCUGGAGGACACGGGCACCAUCGUCUUCUCUGCGGAGGGAGUCCGGACCUCUGCCAGGCUCACUGUCAAGGAGACUCCAGUGACUCUCAUGAAGAAGCUGGUAGACAUGAGACUGGAGCAGGGCUCUCCUGCCACAUUGGAGUGUGAGCUGUCCAGGCAGAACGUGGAGGUCAGGUGGCUGAAGAAUGGGACAGAGCUGAAGCCAGGGAAGACCCAGUACCGUAUUUACUCCAUGGGGAGGAAGAGGUUCUGUCAGCUGCUGCAGUGUAGCCUCUCUGAUGCAGGCACCUACACCUGUGACGUAGGAGACGUCAAUACAUCCUGUAACCUGGAGGUCUAUGAGCCUGAAGUGGAGGUGCUACACGGGCUGGAGGACCUGUAUGUCCAGGAGGACCAGAAUGCUGUGUUCAUGUGUGAGGUGUCCAUGGAGGACGUGACUGGGGAGUGGUACAAGGAUGGACACAAGAUACGACCCACUAGCACCAUCAAGAUACGCACAGAGGGGACCAAACACUUCCUUCUCAUGUGCAACGUUAAAGCUGAGGAUUCUGGGGAGAUCCGCUUUGUGACCAAACAGACAGAAUCAACAGCCUACCUAGAGGUGGAAGAGGCCCCCGUGUCUAUCGUGAAGCCUCUGAGAGAUCGCACGGCUCUGGAGAAGCACCGCGUGAUUCUGGACUGCACCGUGUCCACGCCGCGCUGUGAACUCACAUGGUACAGAGGCAAGGCAGAGCUGGUGUCUUCUGAUAGGCUAGAGAUCCACAGUGACGGCUGCUACCAUAAACUGACCAUCCACGAGGCGACUGUAGAGGACGAGGGUACCUAUAGUAUAGAGGUUGGGGAGCACACCUCCACAGCCCAACUCCUGGUGGAAGCCCAGUCCCUGGUGAUAGAGACAGAGCUGGAGGAUGUGGCGGUGACGGCUCCUGACCAGGCCUGUUUCCAGUGUGAGGUGUCCGUGGCCAUCAGCAGGCCCCCAGUCUGGACUCUGAAUGGAGAGACCAUCCAGUCCAGCCCUGAUGUCCGCUUAGAGAACCACGGAACCGUCCACAAACUGAACCUGAAACAGACCAGACCAGACAUGAGCGGGACGGUUACCUUCGCCAUGGGAAAGGCCAAGAGCAGCGCCAAACUGAACGUGAUGUGGAAGUAGAGGCAAGGGGGAGAGAAUGGGAAAUGUUGAUUCUGUUAUGAUCAGGAAUUGAAUGUCUGAGACU